This is a messenger RNA of Ailuropoda melanoleuca (giant panda), 471 nucleotides long. Its product is annotated as ribonuclease 7. NCBI's taxonomy places the organism in Eukaryota, Metazoa, Chordata, Mammalia, Carnivora, Ursidae. Bases 1 to 471 code for a protein of 156 amino acids. The transcript has a single exon. The record is from RefSeq and is a predicted model, not a curated record. Gene Ontology annotation, molecular function: nucleic acid binding; RNA nuclease activity. Gene Ontology annotation, biological process: defense response to Gram-positive bacterium; defense response to fungus; innate immune response.
AUGGCAGCAGUCAGCAUGGGCUCCUGCCCUCUGCUGCUGCCCCUGCUGCUGGGGCUGCGAGUGGCUGAGGUCCCAGUCAGGGCCAAGCCCAGCAACAUGACCUCGGCUCAGUGGUUUGAAAUUCAGCACGUGCAGCCCAAGCCUCAGAGAUGCGAUGCGGCGAUGGGCAAGGUCAACAAGUACACAAAACACUGCAAACCCUUCAACACUUUCCUGCAUCAGUCCUUCUCCAGUGUGGCUGCCACCUGUCAGACCCCCACAGUAGCCUGCAAGAGGGGCCGAAGGAACUGCCACCAGAGCAAAAAGCCUGUGUCCCUGAGCACAUGUGAGCUCACCUCAAGGAAAUACCCAGGCUGCAAGUACAAAGAGAAGCGACAGGUCGCUUCUUACAUUGUGGCCUGCGACCCUCCUGAGAAAGGGGACUCUAGGAAAUUCAAGCUGGUUCCUGUGCACGUGGACAAAACCCUUUAG